This is a messenger RNA of Varanus komodoensis (Komodo dragon), 2690 nucleotides long. RefSeq names its product leucine rich repeat containing 59 (gene LRRC59). The coding region runs from base 161 to 1078 and encodes 305 amino acids. NCBI's taxonomy places the organism in Eukaryota, Metazoa, Chordata, Lepidosauria, Squamata, Varanidae. The record is from RefSeq and is a predicted model, not a curated record. Gene Ontology annotation, molecular function: protein binding. The transcript is spliced from 8 exons.
GCUCUCCGUGGUUUCUCUGGCUGCGAGACGGGGCUGGUGCGGAAGUGGCUGGCAGCGGCGGGGAGUCCGGAGCAGCGCGGCCGCGGCGGCGCGCGGGGGGCCGGGACGAGGAAACUAACGUAUUUGCCAGACUGCUUUGGAGACCAUUUUAUUGGAGAUUAUGGCAAAAUCUGGAGGAAAAGGAGUGAAUCUAAAGGACAAAUUGGAAGGCAAUGAGUUGGACUUGAGCUUGUGCAAUCUGAAUGAGGUGCCAGUUAAAGACCUGGCUGGACUUCCAAAGGCAACAGUUUUGGAUCUGUCUUGUAACAACCUUACUACUUUAUCAUCAGACUUCUGCAGUUUAACUCAUCUAGUGAAACUCGAUCUAAGUAAAAAUCAGCUUCAACAAUUACCUUUGGACUUUGGUCGUUUGGUCAACUUGCAACACCUGGACUUGCUGAACAAUCGAUUAGUUACUCUGCCAGUCAGUUUUGCACAACUCCGGAACCUUAAGUGGCUGGAUUUGAAGGACAACCCCCUGGAGCCUUCACUGGCUAAGGUAGCUGGAGAUUGCUUGGAUGAAAAGCAGUGUAAACAGGCUGCCACAAGGGUGCUUCAGCAUAUGAGAGCCAUUCAGUCUGAGCUGGAUCGCGAGAAACAACGAAAGCUGCAGGCAGAGCGAGAACUGGAGAAGAAGCGAGAAGCAGAGCGCCAAGCAAGAGAAGCCCAGGAGAGAGAACUGCGGAAGCGGGAGAAGGCUGAAGAAAAAGAACGCCGGAGGCGGGAAUAUGAUGCCCUGAGAGUUGCAAAACAGGGAAUGACAGCACAGUCAAAGAAAGAAAUGGGUGAGAAUCCAAAGCUCUCUGCUUCCCAUCCGUCCCACCCACCGCAACACAAACGCUCCUGGUCCCGAGUCCUGUUGAAGAUGCUGCUGCUCCUGCUGCUGGGUGCUCUGAGUACGUUGGCUGUUUGCAAGGUUACGGAGCUGCAGCAUCAGCCUGUGUGCACCAGUGUGAACAUGCUCUAUGAAGAUGCAUUAACCCUUUUGCAAAGCCGUGAGAUCCUUCAGAACAUACUGCAGCCAAACUCUCAGCAGUAACUUCUUCUUAGCCCUCAAGGAUGCUUCCUCAUACCUCCUGCUUUUGCAUCACAGCCAGAAUUCCUAUGGAAUUGAGCUCCGGAGAAAAUUGCUUCCGUUCAUUCAGUCCUGGGUUUGGUGGCUUACUUCACAGUUGCCUCCUCAGUGUGGUUCCUAUGCUAAAGAGUGUGUUGCCAUUUCUUUCUGCCCUAGCAGAGCUUUUCCAAGCUGCCAAAAUCAGGCUGUAGGUCUGUAGAGGAGUAAGGAAAGCUCCUACCCUUAACAGAAGCCUUGCUAUGACAAGAGACGUCAUUGUGAAGAAGUUUUUGUAUAUGUAGUCUCUGCAUGUUACUGCUAUAGCAAAUACAUGCUUCUCCUGGGGACAAGCACUACAGCUAAAUUGUUCAUAUAGUAGAGAGUGAAGUUGAUUAUGUGCUGGCUAAUGUUACAUGUAUGUAAUUUCUUAGCAGCUGAAUGUUUGAUCUGCAGACGAAAAUGUACCUACCAGUCCACACUGUUGGGACAAUGCAUAUCAGUAUACACACACACAUCUGCUAAAACCUGAUUCUUUGCUGUAUCUUUCUUCUUGGAUCUUUGUUGUUUGACAGCCAAAGAUGUAUUGGAAGGCUCUGCCUCCAAGAGUUCACAAGCAACACAUUUGAUUAACUACGUAAUUUUAAAAGCAAGGAAUGUAUUUUUACCUUUUGAAUUGCUCAGCAGCAAACAGGGAGGAGUGGUGUUCUUGUGCCCAUACAGUCUUCCUUGUUGUACUGUACUUGACCUUGCACAUUCCUGAACUGUGACAUUAUUCUUAAGUGUGGGCUACUUGAGAAAGUUAUCUGCUCAGUGUUGCUUUUCUGUGUUUGCUUGUUUGCCCAGAGUGGGAACAAAUUUGCCUUUUCCCUGCCCUUGUCCACAUGCUUUGUCAAGACACACAGCUUCCACCGGCUACUUUUAUGCUCAGGUGUCCUUUCGGAAGGACAAGAGUCUGCUUUAUGUAAAUAUGCUACCUCUACCAUAGGCGGUAGUCCUAAGCAGCCUUACCAGGGUGAGACAGCAGAGACCGUGUGAAUUGGCCAGAGACUCAGGAAAGUGUCUAACGCAGCCUUUCCAAAGGUGCUGCGAUCCAGAUGUGCUGGAUUGCUCUUUCCAUCACUCACAGUCGGCACAGACAAGAUUAGAAGGGUAUGCCUGAAACUGAAAUGGUAAUACUUGAAUCACCGGGUGAUGAACACCUACCUCCACCUGCCUUAAAGUCUUCAGAAAAAGCCCUCCAACCCCCAGCCAUCAAGGGGCAUGAUGCUUCACAGAGAACAGGACCCUGCCUUGACAAGAGUGCACCCUAGAAUUCAUCACAGGAGCAACAGUGGAGGAAGGUGGAGGAAGAGGUAGACGGAAAUAAUGUAGGAUUCCUUCAAUGGGGCUUAGCUCCGAUAAGGCAUGGGGAGUGGGGAACUGUGCCACACGCAUCAUGGAGAAAUGCUAUCUCAUCUGUGUUCUACAAGGCAGUUCUAACCGUACCUGGCAGCAUCUGGAGGAAUAGGAGGAGACCUUUCAACAGCUGAGGGUAAUGGAAGUAUAACUCAAAGUUUCUUUUCUGUAGAAAAUGUUUAUUAAAUGCUUUAAGUACAUA